This is a messenger RNA of Caenorhabditis remanei, 1113 nucleotides long. RefSeq lists its product as uncharacterized. Bases 1 to 1113 code for a protein of 370 amino acids. Lineage: Eukaryota; Metazoa; Nematoda; Chromadorea; Rhabditida; Rhabditidae. The transcript is spliced from 5 exons. The record is from RefSeq and is a predicted model, not a curated record.
AUGACAUUUCAUAUAGUGAGGCAGAAUUGGAACCGCCCGAUGGGAUACUGUCCACAGCAAUGUGCACAAUCACAUGAUUGGAACAAUUUUUCCGUCUUUCUCCUCCUUGUGCUCCCAUCCGUCGUCGUGUUGGCUCAAUUUGGCUCGGAUGAAGAGCCGACCACUCUGGAAACUGUCCCUGUCGACUACAGUACCCCCGAAGACCCGGUGGACGAUACGGAGCCGCCCGUCGUCGACAGUAUCCCAAAAGUGGAGGAGGAGUCUGUAGUGGUGGCCGAGAGGAUGCCGGACACUGAAAAACUCUUCGGAAUACCGAAUAACUUGUGGAGAUGUGGAAGCGGAGAUUUUUACCACGUGGCGACCGAUCCGAAUGCGGCGAAUUGUGGAAAUCUCACGAAGAUGGUGUGUCCACUUCUUUCCUAUUACGGACGUUUUGCUUAUGAUGACAGCCGGAAUGCCAAAAACUCGUCAGUCACUGAAUCGCCGGUGGCGGCGGAGUCUUUGAAGGUUCCCACGCAAAUUCCACACCUCUCUGAGCCAUAUGUUGGGAUAUAUGCGAGUUGUGAUGAGCAACAUGCAACCAUUGCCUCGUGUGCCCUGAACAAUGACUUGUGCUACCGUACCCCUCGUGCCGAACGGAAAGAGCAAUGCACCGUUCAUCUGAUUCGGUGUCUCGACGACACUCGAUUCAACAGGAAACCGAGUAAAACGUGUGAUCUCGCCAUCGAUGAGUACUUGUGGAAACUGAUUCGAUUCGGAGGAGGAAGUGAAGACACCAAGGAGAUGGAGACACUUCAGGACGAAGACAAGGAGCAGAUGAAUGUGUUGAUGAUGCAAGAGAUUCUCACCAAUAAGACAUUUGUUCGCAAUAUUUACCUCCAAAUCGUGCGCCACUCGUCGUCUCUCGGUUGGCUCUCCUGUUUGACGUUCCUCUUCUGCGUCUUCUCGUGCUGUGGAAUUGUGAUCUACGCAUUCAGUCGUUGUGGAGAAGAAGAAGACAUCAGAAGACACGAUGAGGUAAUCAAUGUGCACGUGACGUCUUCUGCUUCAGAAGCGCCGUCCUCGUCGACGAUGUCAUCGAUGAAGUCUUCGUCUUCGUCGACAAGAAAGUGA